AUUCGAUUAUGGAAAAGAGAGACUAGAGAAUGGAAAUGGAUCAAGGGCAAUAAUGUCCAAAACAUUUUUUAUAUAUACGUAGUUGCUGUAAUAACACACACACAGAGGUCCAUUCUCGUUAGUAGAUGCGCGAAGCGAAGGCAAUAAUUUUCAACACUUGAGAGUCUCUUUUACAGGUAUUAGGGUUUAUUUCAGUUAAAGGGGAAAACGACGACGAAGACAAAGACUAAAAAUUACCUAUUUGUCUAACUAUUUCGGUAGUUAUUCACUCGAAUUUGCCUAAUUGUGGGAGAAAUUUGAUGCGAAUUGGUCCAAUUUAAGCUCUACGGAUCUCUUCUGUAUUAAGCAAGAAAAGAUCGAGUUCAGUCUUGCGCUAAACUAAGGAAAAGCAGUUGGAUAUUAGCAAUUCAGUGCAACCAAGUGCGGAAUUUAGGGUUGAAAUUAGGCGGUGUGGUUUCUUGACGCUGGAUUUCAUUCGAAAAUUGGAUAAUAUAGUGCGUAAUUAGGGUUAAGUUGAUUGGAGCAAGACUUUUUACGGAAUUGCUUCUAUUUGGAUUGAAUGCAUUCAAGAAGUACAUAUUUACAUUUAUAGGGGUGAUGAUGGUAUAAAUGGAUCCUGAAAGCAAGAAGUUUGGGAAAGGGCCAAGGGAACUUACGGGUGCUGUUGAUCUUAUAAGCUACUAUAAAUUGUUACCUCACCAUGAGUUCUUCUGCAAAAAGCCACUUCCUUUAUCAAUUUCAGACACACAUUACCUUCAUAAUGUUGUUGGAGACUCGGAAAUUAGAAAAGGUGAAGGAAUGCAAUUAGAUCAACUCAUUCAGAACAAUAAUAAUACAUCAAGAGAGACAAAUACACGCAUACAGCCCUUUGACCUUGACACCUUAAGAGAAGCCUUUCAGUUACGCGAGACUUCUUCUCCUGUUGACCUUCCAUCUUCAGAGAAAGGGACUCCUACUGUAGCAGGAAAAUCUAGAAGUGAAUCGAAGGAGAAGGAAAAGAAGCAUAAGAAACACAAGGAUAAAGAUAAAGAUAAAGAACAUAAGAAACAUAAACAUCGCCAUAAAGAUCGAAGUAAAGAUAAGGAAAAAAAGAAGGAUAAAAGUAGUCAUCAUGAAAAGAAAAGGAAGCAUGAUGGAGAUGAAGAUAUGAAUGACAUUCACAGACACAAGAAAAGUAAGCAUAAGAGCAGUUCAAAGAUGGAUGAAAUGGGUGCAAUAAAGUUAAAAUUAAUUCAGAGGAGUUGGGGGACUAACUAAAGAGAUGAUUAUGAAGAAGGUGAAUUCACCUUUGAACUAGAUUUAAUUGGAGGUACAAAAUUAAUGGAAAAAAAAAACUUGUUUGUAUCAUAGAGAAGGGAUUUAGUUUCAUAUAUUCAAAACUUUGAUCUUUUAUUUUGGUUUUAGAAAUGUACACGUAGACUUUGGGUUGUUUGGUCAACAUAAAACAAAAUGUGAGUAUCAUUCUAUAUCAAUUUUGUGAACUUUUUUUUUCAUCUUCUAGAAGGUUUAAGGAUAUGUUGUUUAUGUAUUAUUUUUAUCAGUUUAAAAUUUUGUAAAUUUUAGUUGCUAUGAAGGGAAAAGAAAUAGUGAUUUGAGGAUUUUUCUUGUAAAGCUUAUGAGCCUAGGUGGUGUUAAAUUGAGUUUUAAAACACUUUGUUUUGAUA
This is a messenger RNA of Lactuca saligna, 1664 nucleotides long. Lineage: Eukaryota; Viridiplantae; Streptophyta; Magnoliopsida; Asterales; Asteraceae. The record is from the annotation of a GenBank genome assembly.